Molecule: messenger RNA, 404 nt
Organism: Babjeviella inositovora NRRL Y-12698
Lineage: Eukaryota; Fungi; Ascomycota; Pichiomycetes; Serinales
Gene: RPB11
Product: DNA-directed RNA polymerase II core subunit
Exons: 2
Coding region: 1-321 (106 amino acids)
Biological process (GO): transcription by RNA polymerase II
Cellular component (GO): RNA polymerase II, core complex
Molecular function (GO): DNA binding; protein dimerization activity
Source: RefSeq, a predicted model, not a curated record
AUGAAGGACAUGUUAACGGUCACUCCAGACCCAAAGGUGCCUAAUGCUGCCAUCAUCAAAUUCGAAAGGGAAGAUCAUACCUUGGGGAACUUGUUGAGAGCUCAGUUGUUGAAGGAUGACAAGGUAAUGUUCGCUGCCUACAAGAUCGAACAUCCGUUGUUCGCCAACUUUGUCAUGAGAAUCCAGACCGAAGAAGGCUACACUCCUAAGGAGGCCUUGAGAAAUGCCUGUGAAACUUUGAUCAGUACUAUCGACAACUUGAAGCAAAGAUUCAACCACGAAUACUCGCUUCACCAGGUUCAGAGAGACACUGGUAUUUAAAGCAAUAAACCUACCGCCCAAAACACCUGGUUGCGCCUCUCACCUCUAGGUAACUCGCCCUUGUAUACUAAUUAAUAUCAUCC